This is a messenger RNA of Aspergillus saccharolyticus JOP 1030-1, 826 nucleotides long. It is a transcript of the gene cyn1, whose product is annotated as putative cyanate hydratase. The transcript is spliced from 3 exons. The record is from RefSeq and is a predicted model, not a curated record. Gene Ontology annotation, molecular function: cyanate hydratase activity; DNA binding. NCBI's taxonomy places the organism in Eukaryota, Fungi, Ascomycota, Eurotiomycetes, Eurotiales, Aspergillaceae. Bases 84 to 566 code for a protein of 160 amino acids.
UCUCAUCGUACUGGCAAUUACUCUUGACGAACCAUCCCAAAAACACUUUUUUAAGUCAUUGAAAACUUCCCACCAAACUCACAAUGUCUCUCGCAACCCUCGACGUCUCUCAACACCCAUACCUCCCCUCUGCAUCGGAGACGCUCUUCAAGGCCAAGGCCUCGAAGAAGCUGAGCUUCGAGCAAAUCGCCCAGCACAUUGGUCGCAAUGAAGUAGCUGCCGCUGCCCUCUUCUACGGCCAGGCCAAGGCCUCACCCGAAGACAUUGAGAAAUUGUCUUCCCUUCUCGACAUCUCUCGUGACCACCUCGAGGAGCAGCUCAGCGGUUUUCCGGAUCGUGGCCGCACGGUCGAGAUGCCGCCCAGGGAGCCGCUGAUCUACCGACUGUAUGAGAUCGUGCAGAACUAUGGUUAUGCGUACAAGGCUGUUCUAAAUGAGAAGUUCGGUGACGGAAUCAUGAGCGCCAUCUCGUUCUCGACCAAGGUGGAGAAAGAGACGGACGAGGCUGGCAACAACUGGGCUGUAAUCACACUGAGAGGGAAAUGGCUGCCUUUCUCCCGAUUUUAGGUCGAGGUAUCAUGGGAAUGAAAAAGCUGGUAGGAUGACGGCUGUAGGGCAUAUAAGCAGUACCGGAAAGGAAAAUCAUUAUUGUUCAGUCUUCUUCUCAUAUCUCUCAUUUCUACCAAAAGAUGCAAAGCGCAAUUGUGACAUCCCCAUCGUGUGUCGGAAAGCACCUGACAUGACCCGCCGGAUUGGGCAUGUUUCGUAGUGAAGUGAGGACGGUAUGAAUAAAUCCUCAGUCUUGUAUUCCACCUUCUUGGUUGAAC